AUGAACAUCCAAACUAAAAACAUCGAGCACCAUCAAGUAGUAGUGGUAAUUGUACAAUUACCAGCUCAAGGUCAUUUAAACCAACUCCUUCACCUUUCUAACUUUAUCACCUCCUAUGGAAUCCCAGUCCAUUAUGCUGGUUCCACCUUCCAUAACCGACAAGCAAAGAUCCGAUUCCAUGGGUGGAACUCAAAAAUCUUAACAAAAAUUCAUUUCGACGAUUUCGAACUUCCUCCUUUUGACUCACCUCCUCCUAAAAUCGACGACCUAUUCCUACAUCACGUGCAACCCCUUUUGGAGGCUAUGAUGCAUCUUCGACAACCCGUGUUUCAUCUCAUGAAACAACUCUCGAAGAUCUAUAAAAGAGUUGUAAUCAUCUAUGAUAAUAGUAUGAGUUAUAUUUUCCAAGAUGUUAAGCUCAUUCCAAAUGGUGAAGCGUAUGCCUUCCUUCCCAUUUGUGCUUUUACCUAUUUUGCUAUGGAAUGGGAAAGCAUGCCCGAGGAAGCUAAACCCUUUCGGGUAGAUGCAAUUUAUGUUCCGAAUUGUAUGCCUUCUCAAGAGGGAUGCAUUACUAAAGAGAUGUUAGAAUUUCUUGAGAAUUUUAAUAAGUCAUCAGGGUUUGAAUCAGGGUGGCUCUACAACACCUCAAGAGUAAUUGACAGAAAAUAUGUUGAAUUUCUGGGGAAGAUGAUAUCUUUAAAAAAGGGAGAUGAUGUACAAAAUUUUGAAUUAGGGCCAUUAAAUCCGGUUCAUAUCCAAAGCACUAGCAAAAACAGACAUCAUUCCCUUGAAUGGCUAGAUGCUCAAGAGAAGGAUUUAAUUUUAUACGUGUCUUUUUGGACGAGGAUAUUGCUGAAGGAUGAUCAAAUUGAAGAGUUAGCAAAGGGGUUGGAAAUAUGCGGUAAGAAAUUCAUUUGGGUUCUUCAACAGACAGAUCCAAAUGAUAUUUUUGUUGAAGCAGAUAAAGUGAAAAAGCCUCAACUUCCAGCAAGUUUUGAGGAAAGAGAACUCCGCGAUGAGAUUGUAAAGUCAAAUAUAAUUGAGCAUGCAGUGAAGACAUUAAUGGCAUCACAAGAAGGAAAGGAGAUAAAGAAGAGGGCUAAAGAAUUAGGUGAAGCUGUGAGAGGAUCAGUUGCAAAAUGUGGUGUUUCAGAUUUAGAAAGGGAUGCUUUCAUUGCUCAUAUCUCUAGAUAA
Molecule: messenger RNA, 1194 nt
Organism: Chenopodium quinoa (quinoa)
Lineage: Eukaryota; Viridiplantae; Streptophyta; Magnoliopsida; Caryophyllales; Amaranthaceae
Product: zeatin O-xylosyltransferase-like
Exons: 2
Coding region: 1-1194 (397 amino acids)
Source: RefSeq, a predicted model, not a curated record